This is a messenger RNA of Geodia barretti, 383 nucleotides long. Lineage: Eukaryota; Metazoa; Porifera; Demospongiae; Tetractinellida; Geodiidae. The record is from the annotation of a GenBank genome assembly.
UCAUCAUCAUUGACAUUAUUAGUUGGAAUAUCACAGCGAUAGAUACCAACAGUUGAUAUCACCACUAUCUCCAGCGAAUGGCAGUCUAGUUCCAUCAGGGAAAUACCAGUCUCCACGGUGAGAACCCUCAGUACCACUACAACAUGUGGUCAGGUCAGUAUGACACUGAACACUGUCACUACCACUGGGAUCAUUCCCCACUUCACUGAGGCCGACAUAGGAAUUGUUGGCCAGAGUCUGGCUCAUGAAGGAGACAUAAGGAACAGUCUGAGAGUGGACCUCCACCAGAGACCAGAGGAGACUCAACAGAGACACAAUUCUCAUCAUUGAUCUGAUGCACAUCACUACAACCACUGACUGAGCAACUGAGUUAACACAGGCUG